Molecule: messenger RNA, 3293 nt
Organism: Drosophila kikkawai
Lineage: Eukaryota; Metazoa; Arthropoda; Insecta; Diptera; Drosophilidae
Product: O-acyltransferase like protein
Molecular function (GO): acyltransferase activity, transferring groups other than amino-acyl groups
Source: RefSeq, a predicted model, not a curated record
CAAAAAGAUUCAAUUGGAAAGCAGGAAACCAUUCACAAAACCCCCACAAAAAUAGAGAACCCCUAAAACCCAGGAGAGAGAGCUAGCUAGGAGCGAGUGUCAAAGAAGAAGCUCGGGGAAUAUGCAAUCCCCAAGGAUUGCCGUAGUGGCUGUACUCCUGCUCACCGCCUGCCUUUCACCCACAAGCUCCAGCGAGGAAUUAACCAAUAGAACAACAAUAACAAAUCAAACAGAAACAUUACACAAAACAGGAGAAGCGAAAGCGGGCGCCUUGACAGGUGGUCUACAUAGGUUUACCACACGGGAAAACAACAUCACCAUUCUGCAUGAAGUCCACGAAGAUGUGGUUGAAGAUCAAGAAACAGAGGAACCACCUUUAUCCCUAAAUACACACGAGAUUUUGCCACUUAAACCUUUGAAAAAGAAACCGUAUCUUCCACUGGAAAAGAUUCUACCCAACAUAGAGUAUGUCAAGCCGCAUCCCCUCAAGGAAUACGAACUGCAUCCCGUUACCUUUGACUUUAAUCUGGGUGAUCUCGAGGAUCUGGAGCAUGAGGUGAUCAAAAAGGGUGACCUGAGCAGCCAGGAACAGCAUGGCAGUAGCAGUGACAAUCUCAGUUAUAGUCCCUCAGCAAGUCCCGAUGAAAACGAAACGGUGGAUGUGGACAUAGCUGAGCUCUCAGUGCCGCAUUCCACUGAACCCACCACAGCCACAUCGCCGGGAACAACAACCACAUCGACGACGACGACAACGUCUAGUACACACAUCUUGAAAAUCCUGCGGAGUAAACCACAAUUGGCACCCAAACUGGGCAGAGAUUUGCUCAAGCAAAGCGAUGAUGAUAUGCAGCUCAAGACUCUGGGCAGUACCAUUAAUAGCAUCAAUCGUUACUUAGCGGCCAAUGCCACGGGUAGUGGCAAUGGCAGUAGCAUGGCCGAGAGCCUCUAUGGCCAGGCCAACUAUUUCCAGAUUGUGGCAAAUCUAUAUGAUCAUUUUUAUUGGCAAAUCUCCGAGAUACGCACCAGUGUACGAACAGGAUGUGGCUUGGAGAUGCAGGCGUAUUUAACGGCUUUGCAUUCGAGCUAUGAGUGGGCCCAGAAGGCCUACGAUUCCUCGGGUCGCUAUCGGGGUCAACUCCUCUUUGGCAACGACAAGUGGCUGGGUCAGCUGUCCUUCUGCCUGGAGCUUAACCGUCAAAGUUCCAGUGAGGAGCGCAAGCACUUUGAUCUGGAGUUCUUUGUGGCAGAUGUGGCCCUACAUUUACCCAGGCUCAAUAGAUCGAUGCUCCUUAGUCUAGGCGAAUGCCUGCCCAAAUCCUGCUCCGCUCAUGAUGUUCAGUCUAUUUUGUCUUUGGAUCCCUAUGCUCGCAUGCUCACCGUUUUGGGGGCGCACAAUACCUCGGUGCAGCAACCGCCGCUACAGGUGCUGCACGUACGCACUGUGCCCGGCCUCUACAGUCACUGGCGGCAGCUCAAGUUCCAGGUGUUCAUUAGCUUUAUGCUCACUUUGUUGCUAGUAGUACUUGUGGCCUCAUAUUACCAGCUCAAGAUCGAUGAGCGGCGCCUGGUGGUGGCUCCUAUAGCCGCCAUCAGCGGCAAGUGCGAUGGCAUCACGGCCAAAAAUGGUGGUGGAGGAGGAGCAGGUGGCGUGGGCUUUUAUGGCAAACCAUUUGAGCUUUUUCAGAUGCGUCCAUUGGGCAGCCCAAGUCCCAGCUCCACUGAGUCAGCCGUGGAAAUGGAUGUGAAUGGGAAUAGACAGCGACUGGGUGGUGAUACAUCUGGAGAUCUGGGAGCAGAGGCGGUGACUGGUGGUGAUGCCAACACCUCUGCCACAAUGAAAACCGAACUCACAGAUUACCAAGUGGAGACGGGCAGUUGUGCUGGGGUGACGGGAACCUAUGAGGCAGAGCAGCCAAUUGCUCUGCAUCAACAAAUACUUUUGUGCUUUGCCUUGCAAACGAAUGCAAAGGCCAUUCUGAAUAUUGACAAGACCAAGGAGACGCACACCUCCUGCCUGCACGGCCUAAGGGUCUUCUCAGUGCUCUGGACCAUGAUGGUGCACACGUACCUCCAAAUGUUUGCCAUUGGCGAGAAUAAGUUCGAACGCGUCAUCACAGAACGUUCGGUGUGGUAUCAGGUGAUUGGCAAUGCCACCUUCUCGGUGGACUCGUUCUUCUUCAUCAGCGGCCUCCUGGUCACUCUGCUCUACCUCAAGCAGGAGCGCAAGCAUCCCACAGAGCCCUGCCUUUUUGUCCAGCGCAGCUGCUCGGAGACCUUGAUGAUGCUUUUCUAUCGCUAUCUACGGCUCACGCCCGUCUACCUUUUCGUGGUAAUUUUCAAUGAUUUUGCCGUAAGACAAGGCCUAGACUCUUCGGUAUUUCAGCCCGCUAAAAUCGAGCACAACACUUGCCGCAUCUACUGGUGGCGCAAUAUUCUGUACAUCAACAACUUCUUUCCACAACGAGAGAUGUGCAUGAUGUGGAGCUGGUACAUGGCCAAUGAAAUGCAGUUCUAUGUGAUGGCCGCUCUGCUCUUGGCCUUUGCCAGAAAGUAUUUCAAGGCUGUGGCCUUGACGUUGAUCGUCUUCUUACUCAGCUCUUGGAGCCUUUCGGGUAUUAUCUCCCUGCAGCAUCAGUAUACACACAAAGUGGCGCUGCCCUUUGAGUCCUUUGACUUUUUGUAUGACAAGCCCUGGCAGCGCGUGGGAUCUUAUAUAGUAGGCAUGUGCGCCGGCUAUGUCCUGUACAAGGUGAAGACUCCGCCGGCUGUCUCCAGGCGCCUCAAUCUAACCCUUUGGACGGCCAGCCUGUCCGUGCUCCUCAUCGUGGUCUUUGGCGUUUGGGAGGGUCAACUGAGCACUGUUUAUACCGCCUUCUAUGUGGGCGUGGCCCACACAGCUUUCGGCUGCGGCCUAGUAUGGAUUGUUCUGUCCUGCUGCUGGGGUCUAGCGCCCACGGUGAAUGCCAUACUAUCGUAUCGAGUGCUGUGGCCACUGUCGCGUCUUACAUACUGCGCCUACUUGAUCCAUCCCAUCAUCAUGUUCAUCUGCUCCUCGCACAUGAGCGGCACUGUCCAUCUGAGCAAUCCCCUCAUCCUGACCCUGUUCCUGGGCAAUGCCGUGGUCUCCUUUGGCUCGGCCUUUGUCAUAUCCGCCUUGUUUGAGGCGCCCGUCAUCAGAAUACUCAAGAUCUGCUUUAAAAAGUGAAGGAGCAGUGAAGGGUAUCUGUGUGUGUGUGAGUCUCUGUAAUGGGAACUUUUUUCCCGUUUCUGUGGAAUAUCUAGCCGCCGGGGAA